Messenger RNA from Rana temporaria (common frog), 4732 nucleotides. It is a transcript of the gene SCD, whose product is annotated as stearoyl-CoA desaturase. The coding region runs from base 292 to 1305 and encodes 337 amino acids. Gene Ontology annotation, cellular component: endoplasmic reticulum membrane. The transcript has 6 exons. Gene Ontology annotation, molecular function: iron ion binding; palmitoyl-CoA 9-desaturase activity; stearoyl-CoA 9-desaturase activity. The record is from RefSeq and is a predicted model, not a curated record. NCBI's taxonomy places the organism in Eukaryota, Metazoa, Chordata, Amphibia, Anura, Ranidae. Gene Ontology annotation, biological process: unsaturated fatty acid biosynthetic process; response to fatty acid.
UGGCGGCCAAUGGACGUGCCUGCAUCGUGUGGCACCAAAUUUCUCUGAGCCAAUAGGAGGCGGCGCUGCUCGUGGAAUAAAUUUGCAGGCUGUAUUAUCGUUUCGCCGUCACCAGCAGCAGCAGUGAGGAGAUCAGAAAGGAGAGAGCAGCAAAGCUGGAGAUCAGAGGAGAGAGAGACUGGAGCGACUGACAUCUCUUCACCACCCAACUACAGGACAACAAGCCGACCAUUGUGGAGGAAGGAGAAGAAGACGCCACAUCCUCCUCACCUACACACACCAGAUUUCAUCAUGUAUCGAGGGAGUCAGACUGUGAGUACAUGUGUGGAAAAUCCCAGUGUAACUGCUGAGGAUAUUGGAGCACAUCGUGAAAUGACGGAUGAUAUAUUUGACCCUUCGUAUCAAGAGCAGAAAGGUCCCAGACCUCCCAUGAAAAUAGUAUGGAGAAAUGUCAUACUGAUGACUUUACUACAUGGCGCGGCACUAUAUGGGAUUUUUCUUAUACCAGCAGCAAAGCCUGCUACCUUGGUUUGGGCUGUAUUGUGCUUUAUGAUGAGUGCCCUUGGAGUGACUGCUGGUGCCCAUCGCCUCUGGAGUCACAGAUCCUACAAAGCCAAGCUCCCCCUGAAGAUGUUUCUGGCAGUUUCAAAUACAAUGGCAUUUCAGAAUGACAUAUAUGAAUGGGCACGAGACCACCGGGCACAUCACAAAUACUCUGAAACAAAUGCAGACCCUCAUAAUGCAAUGAGAGGCUUCUUCUUUGCACAUAUUGGUUGGCUCCUUAUGCGAAAACACCCAGAUGUAAUAGAAAAGGGUAAAAAGCUUGAUUUAAGCGACCUCCAUGCAGACAAAGUGGUGAUGUUUCAGAGAAGGCAUUACAAGAAACUCAUUCUACUGAUGUGCUUUAUCUUUCCCACGGUGGUCCCUUGGUAUUUCUGGGGUGAAUCGCUUUACAAUGCAAUAUAUGUACCUUGUCUAUUGCGCUAUGCUUUGGUGCUUAAUGCAACAUGGCUUGUGAACAGUGCAGCUCAUAUGUUUGGAAACCGACCAUAUGACAAGAACAUCAACCCAAGGGAGAAUAGAUUUGUUGCUAUAGGAGCAAUUGGUGAAGGCUUUCAUAAUUAUCAUCACACAUUCCCUUAUGACUAUUCUAGCAGUGAGUUUGGAAUCAAAUACAAUUUCACUACAUUGUUUAUCGAUCUAAUGUGUUACUUGGGCCUUGCCAGUGACUGCAAGAAAGUCUCAACAGACAUUAUCAAAGCUCGGCGGCAACGUACUGGGGAUGGAAGCCUUAGGAGUGGCUGAAUACUGAGAAAAGAAUGACCACUCUCAAUAUAGUGAACAACAAAAACAAAAAUAGAGCAAGGAUGAAUAUGAUUACUUUAACAUGAUCCAGCAGUGUUCUUUUAACAAUGUAUUUAAAGUAAUUAUAACCCCACCUUCAAGUUUUAGCAUUCAGACCAUUUCUUCUAUUUGUUAUAUGUACUGUUUCUUUAUUAGGCUUUUGUAUUUUGUUCUUAUUUAAAUUGUGUUUUAUUGGUUGAUAUUUUUGCCAAGCAUUCACUUUCUUACAUUUAGUGUAAAUUCUUGACCUAAUUCCAUGAGAUCUCUACUUGCUGUAAAUUUUGUCUUGAACACUGACCACAACUCCAGCUCUCGCUCUCUCUUUCUCUUAAGUUUUCUCAUUGACAGCUCUCAGGCUUUCUGCAACAAGAAUGAAAUCAAAUAAGUGGACAACUUAACAAGUGCCAUUUUUUAACAGUUUGUACAUAAGGAAAAAAAAACAGCUAGAAGAGUUUUGUAUCUAUUUAAUUUACUCUUAAGUGUAUAAAAGUGGUUUCUAGAUGUUCCUUUGCUGUCUUGCAACUGUUUGCCCUACCACUGAUUCUGAAUUAGGUGCAGUGCUAGGUUGCAGACUUUGCAAAUGCUUCAAGUGAGUUGUGGCAGUAUGCACAUUAAAGGUUGCUUAGACUAUUAAUGUACGCAUAAGGGUACCACCCACUCAACUGAUUCAAAUGGAAAUGUAUAGUAGAGAGGUCAAGUAAGUAGGUACUGAGUUGGCUUCCUCAGUAGAAAUGUGUUGCCUCGUUUUAUGAUUGCAAAAAGGAUUCAAAAACGUUUAGGCAAAUUCAUUACUCAGUUUUAUCCAAAACCACCAACCUAGAGAUCAUCCUGUGGCCUUGUAAUAGCUUACAAUGUUCCUGUUUUGCUGAGCAUGAUAGAGGCCUUCUAUUUUCAGCAUUGAGCUAAACAUUACCAUUGUAGAGGGGCGGUUUAGAAAUGUAGCACUGAAAAAGGCACAGGAACUUGAUGAUAAAAGUAUGUUAUGUUUCAUUUCCAAUAUAAUACAUUGUUGAGAACGUGGAAGCCAGAUUUUUGGCUUCAUACAUUGAUCAUCCUGGCUAGCUGUGCCAACUUGUUCAGUAGAUUAGCAUAAUUUCUAGAAAUUUAGUGCAUAGAUGGGCAUGGCUUGAAAACCCCACCCUUUUGUAAUUUAUGAUGCUUACUGUCUCUCUUUAGUUAAUAAUGUAAAAUAUUUUGUCUGUCUGUUGAGAAUAUUUAUAACUAAGAUUUCUGUAGCAGUAAAAGCUAGUUGACAUCCAAGUAAUUAACUGCUUACAAGAUAUAGAUAAUACUUAUAGUAUUUAUCAAUUGAAUGCACUUAUUAGAUACAGACCUGCAUAAUUGUAGGAGAAUAACGUUAUUUCAUAUAUUUUUUUUUUUUUUAACAAGAAGCACUUAAAUGGGCCAAAAAGGGUUGUGAAUUUGCUUUAUGAUAGUCUUCAGUUAGUACAUGUUUACAUUUCAACCAAGGAUUAUCUGGAAAGACAGGGCAGAUUAUUAGUUGUCUAAUGCUGUAAGGGUUGCUAUACAACUAGGCAGGGUAUGCUUUAGGAUAGAGCAAAAAAGAAUUCCCAAAAUGUACUACAGCAGAUAGCUGUAUGAUGUUAAGGGUUGAAAUUUACCAUUAAACACUGUGGGUCCAUACAUAUGGGUAACAUAGAUUGAAUGGUGGAUUUUCCCUGCAUGGCUUUAUAUUUAUUUUUUUAGGAUGCUUUAGAAAAUAUAAUAUUUUUUUUUGUGUGUUUAAUGGACAUGCCCAGUAGAUUAGGGCUUUAGUGCAAACAACAGUGUCUACAGGCUCUAGACAUCCGUGCAGCAAUAAAGUAACACAAAAACAUGAACUAAUGUUUGGUUUAAGAAAACCUUAACAAAUUUGUGAGUUCUAUUCCUCGUCUUGAUGGUUACUGGUCCUGCAUGCAUACAAAAUUCAAGCAACAUUCUGCUAAAAUGCAGUGGUUAGAUCUUUUAAAUAGAGGUCUGUUUUCCCCUUUGAAAUAUGGCAGUGUACUAAGACUAGUCGUGGACAUGCGUGAUUAUCUUUUGCCAUUGCUGUAUUGCAUGUCUGAUUUACUGUAUCAUUUGAUAUUAUGCCUAUUAGAAUUGGAGGGGGGAUCCCAUCAAAAACUCUAUAGUAUCAGGCCUUCUGUACAGUAUUGCUACGUAUGUUGCAGCAUGCGUGGCUAGUUUACCUUUGGGAAUCCAGCUUAAGCCCCCAACAACAAAAAACAAACUUUGAACAUUUGUUAUCUAGUCAUCAGUAGAAAACUAAUAUAAGUUAAAUUAGUAAUAUAAAUAAUGUAACCAGUUUCAGCUUUGCAUAGAUAGGUUAUUCUAGCUGUCCGUCCAUAGAUACAGUCUGUAUUUGUAUUCUAUAUAUGAGCUAUGAGAUUCUGCUUUCUAAUUUAUUUAGUUUUUUUACAGUACAGAUUCUCUCUCUCCUGCUUCGUAGCUCAACUGAAGUAAAAUAUUAUUGCCAUGCAGGCAGUCAUGUCUGUAAUGUCUUUUUUUUCCUUGCAGCUCCUAAUUGGUAUUGGUUAUAAAAUGUAAGAGAACAAAUACAUGAAUUACAUUAAAGUAAUAUUAAUGUAAUAUGGAGUACUUGAAAUGUCAAAUGUGUGGUAAAGUACUUAACCUUAUAAACCUGUUCCUUAAAAAGCUUUGUUGUUCAUGUGGAAGGAUUGCAAAUCUGAAACUUGAUUCUUUAAUUUACAGAAUCAUCUCAGUGUUAUAGUAAUGUCUGUGCACUCCUUCUGUUGCUUUGCUGUUGCACGCAAAUUCUAAUAAAUUAUUUUUGUAAAUUUGUUGGCUUCUAGCAUGCCACAGUCUCACUAUAAAGGAAAAAUAACUGUGUAUUUAUACACAUCUAUUGAUCAGCCUUUUGCAAUCCCUUUUGCCUUUACACUGUAAAAUAUUCAUUUUCUGGUGUUGUAUGUUUGUUCUUCCAGUCUUCACGUGUAGUUUGGAAGCCACAACUCCAGUUUAUAUAUUACUUUUUCAAAAUAACCAAAUAGUCUCUAGAGACUGAAGGUCAGAACCUUUUGGCCAUCUAAAAUCAAAUAUGUAACUUUUUUUUUUAUCCUAGAGCUUGCCUGACAAAUAUGGUGCUGUAUUUAAAUACACACUAUGUUUUUAUUUGUAUUGCCUUUAUUGCAUCAACAUUUUGACUAGACUAGCCUUGUAGUAAGAAUGGCCACAAUGGAUUGGCCUUGCAGUAGGCUUAUUUAAAUGUAGGCUGGUGCAUUGAUUCUUUACAAAAGUGUAUAUUCCCUUGGCUUUCAUAGACAAUUCAUACUUUAAUAAACACAAGCACUUAGACAUAAAGCACUUAUUAAAAAUGUUGAUUUCACUGGAGCGAAUCUCCAGCUUAAAGACACAUAUCCCCUAUGAA